CUUCAGCAGAUGACUUCUCAAUACAAGCGUGCGGCACCCGCGGAAGACGACAGCUUCGAUGACGGGUUUACCUUCAAGAAAUCAAGAAAUUCGGAUAUCAAGAAUGAUCUUAAUAAUAAGUCUCCCUAUGCACUUUCGCCUCAACCUAUGCACCUUGUUAACCACGAAAGAGAACAGGAAAACGAUACCCCUUCCAAACGAUCAUUGUGGAAGCAAGAAUCCCCUUUACAAAGACGUACGCAUGAGAACAGUCACCUGAAAGAGAUUUUCAAUACCACUCCGUUGGCUAUUCAAUUUGACGAUGAGGAUAUUCACAUCAAGAAAAGCAGCUGGAAUCCAGGGAGACGAUCUAGUUUUAUGUCUCGCUCCAAACAGGAAUCAUCUGUCUCUCGCACGUCUGUUGCAUUCCCACAUCCACACUUGGAAGCUAAGAACUUUUACAAGCAUAUUAUGCCGGAUUUACCUGAUCCUGUGCGAAUGAGGCAACUGUUAGCUUGGUGUGGCCACACGAUAAUGUCGCAAAAGGCGUCAAAAGCGGAUAACAAGAUGUCAGUUGCGGAGUCUGCAGCAUACUCGAUACAAAAGGCAAUACUUAAGCAGCUGCAGGACGGCAAAAUCAAUACCUCCUGGUACACACGCGCACCCACGAAUAAUCCUUUGGGAUAUAAGCGAAAAACCAACCCGAGAAAUCAGCGUAAUUUCAAGUUGGUUGAAAAGUAUGAGCGCACAACUGCGAUCAUGGAGAGAGAGGACAAAGCUUGGAAAAGUAUGGCGGUGAAGCUCAACAAUUUUCACGCCGGUGUUUUAGAUUCAUGCCCACCAUUACCCAAACCUCUGGAAAAAGAUGAGCACGCAGAUAAUGAUUUAAAGACUCGAUUUCAGCAAUAUUAUCUUGAUGGCAUCUCACAAGAGCAACUACAAUUCCUCAACAAAUAUUGCACCCCGUCAUCCACUGAUGAUGUUGAUGCAAAGUUAGUACGCACGGUCAACUCGUUGCAGGCCAAGGUAUGAAUUAUUAAUUGCAUUGAGCAUCGAUGGGGUUGCAAGUGACUAACAUGCGCACUAACGCUUUUGAAGGUUGACCUACUACAAGAGAGCCUAACCGCUAAACUUCACGACCAGCGCAGAGCUGAAGGGUUUGGUAAACAAGUUUUGGAAAAGGUGACCUCGUUACUUGACAGGCGAGAGGGCAUUCAAAGAGAUAUCUCAGAUCCAUCCACCAUACCAGAUCCUAUUGAAGUGUUGCGAGUACUGGCCAAUGAGGACGACGUAUGAUGGAAUUAUCAUAUGAAAGUUUUGUACUUUAAGAAAUUUGUAUAUAGUGCGUAAAUUAACCUUUGAUUAUAAUACACUCAUGAAUUUGAUUUGCAA
This is a messenger RNA of Umbelopsis ramanniana AG, 1371 nucleotides long. RefSeq lists its product as uncharacterized. Gene Ontology annotation, cellular component: MIS12/MIND type complex. Lineage: Eukaryota; Fungi; Mucoromycota; Umbelopsidomycetes; Umbelopsidales; Umbelopsidaceae. The transcript is spliced from 8 exons. The coding region runs from base 10 to 1011 and encodes 333 amino acids. The record is from RefSeq and is a predicted model, not a curated record. Gene Ontology annotation, biological process: cell division; mitotic sister chromatid segregation.